Dissoconium aciculare CBS 342.82 is the source of this 1625-nucleotide messenger RNA. RefSeq lists its product as uncharacterized. The record is from RefSeq and is a predicted model, not a curated record. The transcript is spliced from 2 exons. NCBI's taxonomy places the organism in Eukaryota, Fungi, Ascomycota, Dothideomycetes, Mycosphaerellales, Dissoconiaceae. The coding region runs from base 357 to 1304 and encodes 315 amino acids.
CCUCUCACCACCCAACCCCCCGAAACCGUCCAGUCCCCGCCUGCUCUGCUGCUUUCGCCUGGUGACCAUCUGCGCAUUUCCAGAGGGCGAAAUUUCACCUACCGAAACAGCCUUUUUUCUCCUCCCCAUCGCUGUUGCAGAUCCGGGAGAGCGCCAAUUAUCGCGGUUGAGAAGUCGCAGGUACUGUACAGGGUGACUGUCUAAAGUGUGCUCGGCUCCCACAAAUCCGCACCGGCCUCGACGCAUCGGCAGUAGCAGCCCGACACAGAUCUCACCGUCGUCGUCGUCAUUCUCGGCCCACCCCCAAAACCCAGUCUCGGUUGAUUUGCAGAGAGACCCGAAUUGAGAAAAAAAGCAUGCUCCACCAUCAGAUACCAGGCCCGUAUGGCCAGAUGCCUUUUGGCAAUGCUUCCACUUCCGCUCCCACUUUGCCGAGAAACCAAGGGCAGGGCGGUCAGAAUCAGAUGCAACAUGUGGAUGGCUCCUAUGGCGGAGCACUUCACAACCAGCAGCAACAGCAGCAGGCCAUGCAGUACAAUGGCGUCAACGCCCCGGCUCCGGCUUCCUCCAUGAUGAUGCCACAAACCGGACAACCUCAGCACUAUCCUUAUGCCUUUGCACAACCCGGGCUCGCCUCGGCGGCCGUCGUGUCGCCUCAACAGCUAGACUUUCCCCGACAAAGCAAUUCACCGCAACAAGGUCUACCGACGAAUGCAAUUGAACAAAACCCAUAUGCACCCAAGCAAUUCCCCAUGGCUGCUCCUCUUGUGCAGUCACAGGCCCCCGGCAAUGCGGUCCCGCAGCAACAACAGCAACUGCCCAAUAUGGCACAGCAUUCCAUACCUUCACCGCAAUCGCCUCAAUCGCCAGCAAGCCAAGUUCGUGAGCCACAACGGAUCAACCUGUUGUUGGACAUCAAUGGUAUUCUCUUGAAACGUCUCAGUGAUUUGCAAGCCCAAGACCAGGGAGGAGCCAUCACGCCUCAGCAAGCUCUACAGCUAAAAAAGGAAGGCAAGCCAGACAAGAUGGCUUCAGACGAGUACAUCCAAAUCGUUAAGCGUCUUCAGGGCAAUCUUUCGUAUCUUUCGCCCGGUAAACCCAAGCAGUUCCCGGGUCCCGCGUUCCUUUCGCCUCCACCUCAGAUGCCAGAGUUACAACCCCUGUACGAGCAACUCAAAGACUUAUUUCCUGGCUGGCCCGGAAUUGAGAACAUGCGGUCCGGCGUGCAGUCUUCCCCUCGCACGAACUCCAUGCAUUCUAUGAAUUCUACGAACGGCACGACAUAUGGGCAAACUCUACAAUAAUGCAAAAAUUUCUUGAGUCCCAUGUACAAGGCCGGAGCGGAGCUGGCUUCAAGAUAUAAUGGCACGCGUUGGUCGCCGCCGGCUACGCUUACAGCAAGCCUUCUACCUUUGGACUGUGAUUGAUACCCAACACUGUAAAUUUUACCUUUCGAAAACAAGGAAACUCGGCGUUUGCUUAUAGAAGGAGUUUGAUUGGGAAAUGCUUGGAUCGGAGUUGCAAAACGAAAAAUAGAAGUCAUACGGGAGGUGCGUUUGUGUCAUGAAAUUUUACCAAUGUUCUAAGAUUAUCCACAGUUCGCAAGAACAUAUUUAUACUCUCAC